AGAGAGAUGGCUUAAUGUUGUUUGUGAUUCUCUUCUUUCACAUUCUUACAUAUAUUAUUACCUGACUCAAAAACUUUAAAAAGCAAGAAAAUUUGCGUUAGUAGUAGAAGAAUUUCUUUCUUGGCUCUACUUAUUAUCAAGUGACUUGAUCUAUAUAUCUCUUUCUCUUUGUCUCUCCCUCUAUAUAUCUAUGGAUUCUGGAGCAAGAAGAAGCCAAAAUAGUAACAGAAGAGUUCCUUCAAUGAGAAUAGAAGGGGACGAAGAGUUUCAAGAAGAAGAUGUGUGGUCAGUUUUAAGAGAAGGAGAAACUUCAGGUCCUGAUAUGAGAAUACCCAAAAGUUAUUUCUCUUCCUCAUCUUCUUCUACUUCCUCUUCAUCUUCACCAUGGAACAUUCAUAGAAGCAAGGAGGUCUCAGGGGAAAAACAGUCAUCUGCACCUAUGAAUGUUCCUGAUUGGUCCAAGGUUUAUGGUAACACAAAGAGCAACAGAAGGAGCAGCCAUAUGCAUUCUAAUGAUGAUGGCGACGAUGAUGAUGAUGGUUGCAUGGUUCCUCCACAUGAAUGGGUUGCAAGAAAGCUAGCAAGAAGACAGAUCUCAUCCUUCUCUAUGUGUGAAGGAGUUGGAAGAACGCUUAAAGGAAGAGAUCUAAGCAAAAUGAGAAAUGCUGUUUUGACAAAAACUGGAUUCUUGGAGUAAGUAGAAUAAAAUAUCUCAUCAUCAUUAUCAUUACCAUCAUCCAUGUGCAUGGAGCAUGAAUCCCAUAACUCUUGUUAAACAUUAUCAUCAUGAAAAACUCAACUUUAUGGUAUCCACAUCAUCAUCAUUAUCAAUGUCAUUGUCGUCAUCAUCAUGUGGGGAUCACUAUACCAAGAGUCUUUUGUUAAGCUUUUUUAUUAUUAUUGUUAUUAUUUUCAAUGUGUUUAUUAGAGUAGAUAAGUAUCAUAGUGAUGAUGAUGACUUGUCAGCCCCAUGCAUUGGGGCCCAUUUUAUUUUCUUCUGUUGUUAUUUUUUGGUUUCUCUAUGAAGUUUUUGUGAUCUUAAAUUAGAGCGUAGCUAGAGAGGGCAUAUCCAUUAGGACCUUUAAUUGGAGCCUCUUUGAGUUCUUCACCAUUUUUGGUGCAAGUUGUUUGUCUUUUCCUACGAAUGUUUUCUAUUAAAUAUGUCUUUUUAGCUAACAUUAAGUUGUUUGAGGUAUGUGUGUGUGUUUAAGCCAAAAAAAAAAAAAAAAGGUAUGUGUGUGUAUCUUCUGAUAAAAUCGUAACAUUAAGUGUGUAACUUUUGAUAAUUUAUGUUUCUGACAAAUUUACUAUCGAAUAAAUCAUUCAUUAGGUCCAAAUUGAGGACUACACCGUUUUCAUGGAAUCCUAA
Molecule: messenger RNA, 1369 nt
Organism: Eutrema salsugineum
Lineage: Eukaryota; Viridiplantae; Streptophyta; Magnoliopsida; Brassicales; Brassicaceae
Exons: 1
Coding region: 191-697 (168 amino acids)
Source: RefSeq, a predicted model, not a curated record